This is a messenger RNA of Panicum hallii, 1151 nucleotides long. RefSeq lists its product as uncharacterized. The coding region runs from base 361 to 975 and encodes 204 amino acids. The record is from RefSeq and is a predicted model, not a curated record. NCBI's taxonomy places the organism in Eukaryota, Viridiplantae, Streptophyta, Magnoliopsida, Poales, Poaceae. The transcript is spliced from 6 exons.
UUUACAGCAUCCGUUGGGGAGAAGAAGACCUGCAUCUAUUGGAUUCAGGAGGAGGAUCUGUUAGAGGAACGUCCAGUCACGACAUUCGACACUUAACCGCAAGUUCGCGCGCAAAGCCGCAAACAGAUCACAGGCGCCAAGUAUGUCGGCCGAAUAAAAUUUUGUAGGAAAAGGCCCAACCCCACAAAUUGGACUGCUCGUAACAUGGACCCAAUAACAGCCUGUUUCCAACUUUGAAGGUCCAUCUAGCCUCCUCAAGGCCGCCGUCCACUCCUCUCCCAGGUCCCGAGUGCCCCGAGUCCGGACGCUUCUCUCUAUCCAGCUCAUCUCCGAUGGCCGUUGUCGCAUAGAGCCAUCGGCAUGCCAUCUCCGCGGCGGCCGCUCGCCUCACCAUGCCGCGGCCGGGUCAUCCUCCUCGUCCCGGCGCUGCUGCUGCUAUCCUCCGCUGCGCGCAGCGCGGAGGAAUCGACGAGGGUGCUUAGCGUCGGCAAGGAGCUGGUGGGCGAGACGAUGGCGCUAUGCCACGGCCGGCGGGUCUACAGGGUCGACGGGCUGCGGCCGUCCGCGUGGUACGAAGUCAAGAUCUCCUACCCGGCCUCCAUACCGUCCAGCUUUUCGAUUCGGCUCGUGGACGAUCCUAAAGAUGCCGAUAGGAGCAGCAAGAACAGGAGGCUGCUCAACACGGAGAAGAUAAUUUUCAAGGCUGAGGGUAGCAGCCCGGUUUAUGUUCUUGUCACUGUGGAGCCGGAGGGUGUGGUGGCCAAGCCAAAUGUGCCGGAGAGAGCACUCGUGCUUUUUAACAUUGUCUGCGAUGAACUUAUGCUUGGGAUCCCAGUUUUUGCCUGGUGGGUUGGAAUCGCAGCACUACUCUGCAUCAUGCUGGCGUCGCUGGCACCACUUGUUCUCCCGCUGCACAAGCUCCUCAACUAUGAAGGCUUGGACCUGAGCAAAGCUGAUGCCGCGAAGAUGUCAUGAUAGGUGAAAUAGGGUUGCAAGACUCUCGUGCUCAAUUUUGCAGAGAGUAGGCAACUGUAGAUGAUCCAUGCAUCUGACAGUGAUUGUUGUACCCUGGAGUUUAGUGCUCUACACAUCCACUCCAAUCCUGUAGCUGACAUAUCAAUUGUUAAUCUCUACUACUAAAAAGACUAAAA